This is a messenger RNA of Brettanomyces nanus, 1146 nucleotides long. It is a transcript of the gene PHO85, whose product is annotated as negative regulator of the PHO system. Gene Ontology annotation, molecular function: ATP binding; cyclin-dependent protein serine/threonine kinase activity. NCBI's taxonomy places the organism in Eukaryota, Fungi, Ascomycota, Pichiomycetes, Pichiales, Pichiaceae. Gene Ontology annotation, cellular component: cytoplasm; nucleus. Gene Ontology annotation, biological process: protein phosphorylation. The coding region runs from base 1 to 1146 and encodes 381 amino acids. The record is from RefSeq and is a predicted model, not a curated record. The transcript has a single exon.
AUGUCGUCAACAUCUUCCUCUCAAUUUCAACAGUUGGAAAAAUUAGGUGAAGGUACAUAUGCGACAGUAUAUAAGGGCCGUAACAGACAAUUGGGCACCCUUGUGGCUCUCAAAGAAAUCAACUUGGAUUCUGAAGAGGGCACACCAUCUACAGCAAUUAGAGAGAUCUCUUUGAUGAAGGAAUUAAGACAUGAGAAUAUAGUUACAUUGUAUGAUGUGAUACACACGGAGAACAAGCUUACAUUAGUGUUUGAGUAUAUGGAUGAGGAUUUAAAAAAAUACAUGGAUGCAUAUGGCUAUAAGAAUGGUGCAUUGGACCCUCAGGUAGUUAAAUCUUUUAUGUUUCAGCUAUUGAAAGGUAUUGCAUUUUGCCAUGAUAAUAGAGUUCUUCAUAGAGACUUGAAGCCUCAGAACUUAUUGAUCAGUCAUAAGGGAGCGUUGAAGCUUGGUGAUUUUGGUCUUGCUAGAGCCUUUGGUAUUCCAGUCAACACGUUUUCCAAUGAGGUGGUUACUUUAUGGUACCGAUCACCGGAUGUUCUUCUUGGUUCAAGAAACUACUCCACUUCCAUCGACAUGUGGUCUGCUGGUUGUAUAUUGGCUGAGAUGUUUACAGGCAAGCCUCUCUUUCCCGGAUCGUCGAACGAAGACCAAUUGAUGAAGAUUUUUAGAAUUAUGGGUACUCCAAAUGAAAGAACGUGGCCUGGAGUUUCCAGUUAUCCUAAUUACAAGUCAAAUUUUGAUGUGUUCAUUCCUCAGGAUUUAAGGAUUCUGAUUCCAAGUCUUGACAAUGUGGCUCUAAAUCUUUUACAAGGAUUACUCCAAAUGAGACCCGACAUGCGAUUUAGUGCUAGGCAGGCUUUGAACCAUCCUUGGAUGGAUGAGUAUAAUAGGGGAGGUAAAUCUCCAUUCGAUGUAUUCCAGAGACAGCAACAACCUCAACAGUCACAAGCACAUAACUCACAAGACCCCCAGAACAUACAGAACAUUCAGAACCCACAGAAUCUAGAAAACCCACAGAAUCCAGAGAACCCUCAACAACAGCCACUCCAACAGCAGCAACUUCAACAACAACAGCUUCAAAGUAAUCAACAACAACAACAACAACAACAACAGCAACAAACUCAGGCUUACGGUUAUCAGAUGUAA